CGGCAAGAAAUGUGGCUGAGUGAACCCGCGAACAUAACGGAUAGGCAAUCCAAGAACAGCCCAAAAGAUAAGGUCAUCUUGCUUUAACGAACCAGACGAUUCACAAGCAAUAGACCUUCUUCAAUGGCUUCCCUGCAUUGCUCAUCCUCCGUCCAGAACUCUCUCUUUGUCAAUUCACUUUCUCAGAAACUCCGUGGAAGAUUUAUUUGCUGCAGAGCAGGGAUCUCGUUUCUUGUCAGGGCCGAGCAAGCACACGCAUCUUCCAUUAAUGGCCAUGCGUGCAGUUCCGAAGAUAGACUUGGGAGACGCCAGCUACUUUCUGGCAGUGCAUUUAUAACUUGGAUUUCUCUUGCGGACAUGAAUUCCAUGUCAUUUGCUGCAGAAACAAAGAAAGGGUUUCUGUCAGUUUCAGACAAGAAAGAUGGUUACUCGUUUGUUUAUCCAUUUGGGUGGCAGGAAGUAGUAAUUGCUGGACAAGACAAGGUAUUCAAAGAUGUAAUUGAACCAUUAGAAAGUGUCAGUGUCAAUUUGAUUCCAACCGGCAAAGAAGAUAUUCGAGAUUUUGGGCCUCCUGAACAGGUUGCAGAAACUUUGAUAAAGAAGGUUCUAGCUCCUUCAAAUCAAAAAACAAAGUUAAUUGAAGCGUCAGAGCAUGAUGUUGAUGGAAAAGCAUACUACACAUUUGAGUUUGUAGCUCAAGCUCCAAACUACACUCGCCAUGCUCUUAGCACAAUUGCCGUUUCCAAUGGAAAAUUCUACACUUUGACAACCGGAGCAAACGAGAGGAGGUGGGAGAAAAUGAAAGAUAAAUUGCGCACAGUUGUUGAAUCCUUCACAAUUUCAAACGUUUGAUGGUGUUCCUUCACAAUCAUUCCAGCUCCAUUUUGAUUCUCUCUCAGAUUGUUGAGAACUCGUGUCACCAUUUGUAUCUUCAGUAACUCGUGUCACCAUUUGUAUCUUUAUUCAUUAGAUUGAGGAGUGAGUUUAGAGAGAUUGCAAUGCCUUGUAUUAUCGGAUGAAUAUGUAAAAAAUUGCAGUAGCACCAAAAAGUCAGUGGUGUAAUGACACAGCUAUAUAUAGUCUUACUCUUGCGGAAGAUAUGUUCAAGAACCAAAUUUCCGAAAUCAAGAGAGGUCAAAGUUAUUUGAGAGAGUGA
This is a messenger RNA of Momordica charantia (bitter melon), 1156 nucleotides long. RefSeq names its product PsbP-like protein 1 (gene PPL1). The record is from RefSeq and is a predicted model, not a curated record. Gene Ontology annotation, cellular component: extrinsic component of membrane; photosystem II oxygen evolving complex; photosystem II. Lineage: Eukaryota; Viridiplantae; Streptophyta; Magnoliopsida; Cucurbitales; Cucurbitaceae. Gene Ontology annotation, biological process: photosynthesis. Gene Ontology annotation, molecular function: calcium ion binding.